Molecule: messenger RNA, 1094 nt
Organism: Penaeus vannamei (Pacific white shrimp)
Lineage: Eukaryota; Metazoa; Arthropoda; Malacostraca; Decapoda; Penaeidae
Source: RefSeq, a predicted model, not a curated record
AUGAAGAUUGACUUUGGAUUAAAAAAAUCACAAAAUAUUCAGCCAUCGUUUGUGUCCACAGCCCCCAACAGUUAUUCCAUCCCUUCUCUCCUCGGCCACACGAAGGAAGGAGCCAAGCAUUCAGCUCCAAGUUUCACCAUGAGCGCACGUCCUAAAGAUGCCGAGGAUAAGAUGAAGGUUCCAGGACCUGGCUCUUACGAUGAAGCCACUGUAGACAAAUACAAAACACUGAAAAGUCCUUCCUUCAGCAUGGGUCAGCGCACUACUAUCCCGUCAGAUCACACCAUGAAGCCAGGGCCGGGAGCUCAUUGUCCUGAAAAGUGCUUCAACGAUUGUGGCCCUAAGUUCACAAUGGCGGCAAGACCUAAUGAAGCUGAAGAUAAGAUGAAGGUUCCAGGACCGGGAACUUAUGAUUCGGGAGACCUGGAUAAAUGCCGAGAGAAAAUGCCUGCUUACACGAUGGCACCAAAGACAAACCUUCCAGUUGACAAUAGUCCCAAACCUCCUCCCAACGCUUAUUCUCCAGAGAAGUGCUUCAAGGACACCGGUCCCAAGUUCACAAUGGCAUCGAGACCAAAUGAAGCUCAGGAUAAAAUGAAGGUACCGGGACCGGGAACUUAUGAUUCAGGGGACUUGAAUAAAUGCCGAGAGAAAAUGCCUGCUUACACGAUGGCACCAAAGACAAACCUUCCAGUUGACAAAAGUCCCAAACCUCCUCCCAACGCUUAUUCUCCUGAGAAGUACAAUCCUUCGGGACCUAAGUUCACCAUCGCACCCCGCCCUCUCGAGGAAACGGACAAGAUGAACGUCCCUGGCCCCGGGGCGUACGACGCUGGCGAUCUUGACAAGUGCCGUCAGAGUAUGCCGGCUUUCACGAUGGCACCAAAGACGAUCGUGCCCACUGAUCACACUCAAAAGCCAGCACCCAAUGCCUAUUCACCCGACAAAUCAGAAACGUCGGAGCAGAAGACGACGCCCCAGUUCUCUUUCGGGAUCAAGCACUCUCAAUACUUGGGCAAGCUGAGAGACCAGUAAACCUCAUCAUGUCAGGCCUGUGUAAACCUACACCCUUACCUGGCCAUUCUAGGUGAUGA